AAGAGUUAACGACGCACGAAUACGAAACUUUACUGUAAAAUCAGACAAUGGAAGGUGAAAAAGCUUGGUGUAAACGCCACGAUCUCAACAUCACUGUUCUUUGUUAUGACCUAAACUCACAUAGCGCUUUCACACAAAUAUAGGCGAGGAGGGGACGUACGUGAGCCCCUUGUCACCAUGGUUUUUAGAUAUAUCUUAUUCCUUGGAAUUAUUGCUGCACUUGAAGCAGUAGACUUCUUGCACCAAGCAAACGCUGGGGUUCACAGUCAUGACCAUGGUAAUUAUGGACACGGUGAUUUUGGUGGGUAUGAUGGGUACGAGGAUGAUGGCGGGUACGACGACAGCCAUUACAGUGAUCAUCCUAGUCAUGGUGAAUAUGGUUACCGUGGUUACAACGGUGGUCACGACUCGCAUGGACACGGUGGUAGUUCCCAUGGAUACGACGUAGAUCAUAAUGCUCAUGGGUAUGGCGGAGGGCACCAUGGGCAGAAUGGCAGGAGUGGAUAUAUUCGCCAUCAUGAUUCCCACAGUUUCUAUAGUUCGUCUCAUGGCGGAUAUGAUGAUGACAGCGGGUAUAAUGGUGGGCACGAUGGAUUCGAAUUUCGACACGGAGGUGGAGGUUACGGUUCGAAGAGAAGAGGAUACAAAUCCUCUAGAAACUACCGGAAGGAAUUCAAACCGAAUAUAAAGCAGUUGCUUUUUAUCAAAGCUUCAAAGUUUGCCACCAUUCUUCUCAGAUGUUCAAGCAAUGAUUCGACAUUGGAAGAGGUCUGCACGUAUGGAGCGGGUCCAUUUACCGUGUUUGCCCCAACCGACUAUGCGUUCGACAAGCUGUCAGACGACCUGCAGGUCGCCCUGGAAGAAUGCAACCAGACCGCCAUCGACUUUCUGCGGAACCACAUAGUGAGCGGGUUUGUGAUGAGCAAGGAAUUCAAGAACGAAGCUUCUUUCCUGACUCUGAAUAACGACAGGAUUCGCGUAACGAACGAUGGUUAUGCUACUAUUGCCUCCGGUUCAAAGAUAUUGAAAAGAGACCUGUGGGCCAAAAAUGGCGUCGUUCAUUUGGUCGACUGUUACUUAUGUUUCCCAUUCUUGGACCUUUCCAACACGACAGAAGCCCAAAGUAUUGCCAGCGAUAACAAUUUCCAGAUUUUCUUUGAUCUAUUUAAUGGAGUGGAUCUCUUUGACCACACAGACCACACAGACGACUACAACGACCACGGAUACUACAGCGGGUAUGGGAAGGGUUGCACUUUCUUAAUCCCCACAGAUGACGCUUUCAACAAUCUCCCAACAGAAGUUCAAAAUUUUCUAAUGGCCAGCGAAAACUCAGAUGUCUUAAAAGAGUUGGCCAAAUGUCAUAAAAUAAUUGGGACUUUUUAUGAGAAGUCCCUGCAUUACGACAUGGCAGUGAAGACGAAGUGCGGACUCAAGCUUUGGAUCACGAAGGCUUAUAACGGCAGCAUCCAAGUUAAUGGUGCGACCCUGCAGACGACAGAUAUUUGUACAACCAAUGGCGUAAUUCAUACCAUAGAUCGUCUGAUCAUUCCACCAGAUCUUUAUGACGAAAUUUUUAUGCUUCCUGACGCUUACGGCGAUCCCUGUGGGCACCUGUGCGAACAAUAUGAGAGGAAACCUUUCGAAAGAACAACAAGUACUGUCACAGCAACGACAGUAGUGAGGACCCUCACUGACACAUUGCCUACCGCUCAAACAAUUCUUUCUACGGUCAGCACGUCUGCCUCAACAGACACCACCACUGGAAAAGCGGAGACGACCACUCAGAAAUAUGAUCACAAGUAUCACCAUCACCACCACCACCACCCCAACCCAGGCCAUAAAGAACUCAUUAAGUCAUUGCUUAAAAUCUUGCUUUUGAAAAAAGGACAUAUUUACGACUCUCUCCACGCUCACAGUGGUGACAGUCACCGAUACUCAAGCAACAAUGAUGGCGACAACAGCACUAAUACUGGUCAAGUUAAUAGGAUACACAACCAUUUUGGAAACCAUCAUGGGGACCAGCUUGGUAGAUCUGAAGAUGGUACCGUUCACAAAAAUCAGGAAACUACCAACCGGAAACUUGAAGGACGAUUGAUCGAAUUCAUCCGAAAAAGACUAAAACAGUUUAUUGUUGAGCGUCUGCUACAGGCUGAUGGUGAUGGGGAUUCGCACUCUCUCGAGUCGGCGAGCCUAAGGCGGGGCAACGGUACGGUUCACGGGUUCGAAAACGGGACCUCUCCAGCUUCCAGUCCGCAGAGCAAUGGCGACUCAUCAGUGAAGAAGUCGGAUCUUGAGGACGCUGAAAUAGCAGGGCUGACAACAAUAGUCACAGAAGACCCAGAGUUGAUGGACAACUUUUUGCAACAAAUGUUAGAGCUAGAUGACGUUGUGUUUAAUAUAAUGGAAGAAGUAUUUGGCAUGGACGUCAAACUGAUGGUGGGCUUGUUGCCGGAGGGGGACCUCGAGGCGCCAGCCCACGUGCAACAAGCAAUACAGGACAUGCGCGCAGAGGGUGCAUAGCAUCAACAACACAUUACCAGCGGGGCUUUGGAAAUAUAUAUAAAAAACGCUCAGAGGCCUUCUAUCUACUUAGCUUAUGACGAAGACAAAUGACGAUUAAUGAACGUUUAUUUGUGUUUUGAAAAAGAUUGGUUCAUAAAUUUGGGUUUCUUUUUGAAUAAAAGUUUGGUUGAUUGUAGCCCCACAGAUGCAUCUGACAAAUAGUUAAUAAAAAUAUGCAUAAAGUAGCCUUUGAAAAGAAACAAUGGGAAUGGACGAAUUAAUUGGACGUUAAGUCACGGGCUGUA
Lingula anatina is the source of this 2807-nucleotide messenger RNA. RefSeq lists its product as uncharacterized. NCBI's taxonomy places the organism in Eukaryota, Metazoa, Brachiopoda, Lingulata, Lingulida, Lingulidae. The record is from RefSeq and is a predicted model, not a curated record.